Messenger RNA from Rotaria sp. Silwood2, 1331 nucleotides. The record is from the annotation of a GenBank genome assembly. NCBI's taxonomy places the organism in Eukaryota, Metazoa, Rotifera, Eurotatoria, Philodinida, Philodinidae.
AUGUCUCUCAUCAAGUCAAGUAAAGGAAAUGAUCAACUUCUUCUCGAUGGUUUCCGUUAUCGCCGAGAUAAGGCAGUGUGGCGCUGUGUAAAGGACAAGUGUAAAGGUCGUGCUCGUUCUGAUGGAAAUUCGUUUAAAAUGUACCAAGAUCAUAUAUGUCAGGCGCCACAUCCGGAUGAAAUUGAAAAAGCUUUAUAUAAUUAUGAAAUUAGGAAGAAAGCUGCCGAAUGUCAUGAUACACCAAGAUUAAUAAUACACGAAGCUCGACUUAAAUUAUCUUCAGAUGCUGCUAUUACUAGUCCUCAAUAUAAUGCAUCACAACGUGUUAUUCAACGUAUUAGAAGAGAUGAUAAUAUUCCAUCAGAACCUAAAACAUUCGCCGAUAUUGUUAUUCCAUUAAAUUUUCAAAAUACUAUUACGAAUCAAAAGUUUCUUUUAUAUGAUAAUAAUGAUGUUAAUCGUCGAUUAUUGAUAUUUGCAAGCAAAGAACAAUUGGAUUUUUUAAAUCAAUGUGAAAGUUGGCAUUGUGAUGGUACAUUUGCUGUUGCUCCUAAAAUGUUUGAACAAAUGUACUCUAUACAUGGUUCAAUACGUGGAAAAAGCUUACCAUUAGUUUACUCACUUUUACCUAACAAAGAUGAAAAAGCUUAUGAAGAAUUAUUCAAAAUUGUCAAACAACAUGUUACACGUAAACCAAAAUACCUUUCAAUCGAUUUUGAAAAAGCAGCUGAAAAUUCAUUUGGUGUUAUAUAUCCCGAAUGUGAAAUAUUUGGGUGUUUUUUUCAUUUCAAACAAUGUAUCUGGAGACAUAUUUGUGAACUACAUUUGAAAAAAGAAUUCCUUGAAAAUGAUGUUAGUCGUCGAACAAUGAAAAAUUUAGCUGCUCUUGCAUUUAUUUCACCACAAAAUGUUAUUGAAGAAUUCGUUCGCAUAAAAGAAAAUUCAUCAGAAAUAUUAGACGGUAAAUAAAUUUUUGCGCAAGUUUUGAAAGAUUUAAACGAAAAUACUUACUUUAAAAAAAUUCCGCGUAUAUGUCGUCCGCUGUAGUGUCGUGCGCGAUAAUGUCAAUGCGCGGUAGUGUCAAUGCGCGGUAGUGUCAAUGCGCGGUGGUGUCGUGCGCGGUAGCGUCGUGCGCGGAAGUGUCGUGCGCGGUAAUGUCGGCGCAGUAAUGUCGGCGCGGUAAUGUCACGCGCGGAAAUAUCGUGCCACGGUAUUUAACGAGCUUUGAACGAGGCAUUUGACUAAUGUUCAAUGAAUGAGAAUCGCUUCAUCGAAAACUCGUUCAUUUAAAAAUUUUAUCCUCAUAACAAUGAUAGCGACUGUCGGAAACG